Molecule: messenger RNA, 807 nt
Organism: Acanthosepion pharaonis
Lineage: Eukaryota; Metazoa; Mollusca; Cephalopoda; Sepiida; Sepiidae
Source: the annotation of a GenBank genome assembly
AUGGUGCAGGGUUGUAGCAAAGAGAUAACCAGGAAAACUGAAAAUAAUUAUAAUAUUUAUAAUCGUGCUAAUUUAAUAUCUACUCUCUAUCUAUCUAUCUCACUUUCCCUCUUUCUCCGUCUAUCUCUCCCUGUCUAUCACUUUCUCAUUCUCUUUCUCUGUCUAUCUCUCUAUCUCAUUCUCUGUGUGUCUAUUUCACACACUCUUUCUAUAUCGUUCUAUCUCUGUCUCCCACUUUUCUCUGUCUAUAUCACUCUUUCUCUCUCCCUGUCUAUCUGUCUCCAACUCUCUUUCUUUUUCUCUGUUUAUUUCUCAUUCUUCCUCUCUUUCGCUCUGUCUAUCUCUCUUUGUCUGCUUGUCUCUUUCGCACACUCUCUCUCUCUCUCUCUCUCUAUCUCUCUCUCUAUCUAUAUCUCUCUCUCUCUCUCUCUUUCCAUCCCUGUCUCUCACUCCUUCUCUAUCUAUUUCUAUUUCUCUCUCUUCUUUUCUCUCUUUCUCUCUCUCAUUUUAUCUUUCUGGCUCUCACUAUAUCGCUCUCUGCCUGUCUAUACUUUUUUCUCUCUCUCUCUCUCACACACACACACACACAUACACACACAUACUCUCUCUCUCUCUCUCUCUCUCUCUGUAUCUGUAUGUUUUUCUCUCUCUCUCUCUCUCUCUCAAGUUCUCUCUCAAUCUAUCUUUCACCCUCUUACUCUGUCGUUCUAUCUCUCUCUAUGUCUAUCUCACUCUCUCUCUCUCUGUCUCUCUCUCUCUUUUCCUGGGUGUGGAGUAAUAUUGAAUCAGUUACUUGGAAUUAAAUAA